This is a messenger RNA of Fusarium verticillioides 7600, 3859 nucleotides long. RefSeq names its product glucoamylase. The record is from RefSeq and is a predicted model, not a curated record. Lineage: Eukaryota; Fungi; Ascomycota; Sordariomycetes; Hypocreales; Nectriaceae. The transcript is spliced from 5 exons. Gene Ontology annotation, cellular component: fungal-type vacuole. Gene Ontology annotation, molecular function: starch binding; glucan 1,4-alpha-glucosidase activity. The coding region runs from base 2240 to 3670 and encodes 476 amino acids. Gene Ontology annotation, biological process: polysaccharide catabolic process.
GCAAACACGGAUCUGUGCCUAGCGAUCCCCUGCUCUUCGGAGUCAGGGUCGAUUGCUUUGCAGCUCGAUAACUUAUAAGGAGCCAUCAACUUGUUAUGGUGUCAAUCAUCCUAUCGACAGGUCCAAGAGUAACUGUUGCUUCAGCCGCUUCAUUCGCUGUCGAAAGACGGCUUGAGUGUCGAGGCUGUUGCAUAACGAGACGCUAUAUUCCACCCCCCUUUUCCGAGACCGUCGGUCGGUGAGGUUGGGGAAAACCAUGGCCUACCUACAUAUCUUUUGACUAAAGAAUUUUUUUGCAACGCGUGAUUUCCGUAUAAUUCCAUAUGUAUAAUGUCGCGAUGCACCUGAGACAGGCCGUCGAACUUUUUUAGCGGACCCUGGACUAACGUUAGGUUGGCCAAGCAACAAUAGCGAUCCAACGCUUGGCUUUGGUCGUUGCUGAUCCCCCAAGUAUCUUGCCGUUGACAGCUAGAGCCUGCUCCUGAUGGCUUCGGCUUUGGUCCUGAAUCUGGGGAUCAAGUCCACCUCAUGACGACAAAGGACCAAGCAUCAUUUCACGAUCUACGGCCCGUCUUCGGAGCAUGGUACCAAGAUUCGACUAGAUCGCAUGAUGACGGCGGAGUGUCCUGUUGUCGGGUCUGUCACCGAUUAUGGACCAAUAACGCUGCUGCAGGGUAGGCAUGAUUUCGUCAGUGAAGUUGAAUCCAAGUGAGAUAUCGUGUCACAACAGUCGAUAACCGAGGGUGAUGGUAUAUGUACAGCAUGCAUAUACUGGUAUGCAUACAUACAUAGACAUCAAGGUUGUGUUACACUCGGCGCUUUAUUCCAAGCUACUCGGUACUCACUAAUAAUCAUCCGUCCACUACCGACGUCUCGAUCCGGGGGAGACUUGUCUAGUCUGGGGUUUGAGAAUUUGAGCAUCACGAGAGAGUCUGGGGAAGGGGGCGGAACGAAGCGAGAGCCCAUAGUCCAUAGCUCGGCUCGCAUGUGAAGACUGCCCUGUCUAUGAGUGGUCAUGGAUGUUAUGUUAUUUACAGGGGCAUGAUUGUCCUCCUACCUAUUGGGAGGUAGUAAGUCAUGCCAUGGAGGUUGUCCAAGCUACCCCACACUAUGAGUUGGAGACUUGCAUGUCAGUGAAAUCAUACAUUAUUAAUUUGGGGAAAAGUCACAGGAGCUCAAGUCAGCCGGUGCAUGUGAACGGUUAUAUACAACUAUCAGAGGUCAAGUUGACAAUGAAACUCCAAGUUAUUAUUGUUCUCAAGAGGCAUCUGAAGUCAUCGCGAACCGGGCGAGCAUAUUCAAACGAGCAUAACCUCAGCAAAGUAUAACAAGCCGAGGUGAUAUCAACUGCAAAACAACACCACCUCCUGGAAACUGCAGCAGACUAAUUGUAAUCAACUCGGCCUCAUUAUAAUCAUUCGGGCCUUUAAACCACACCGCACUAUUCCCCCAAAGGCCUGCGUCCGAUGUUCACGAACUCUAGAGCUUGCUUCCGCACUUCCAUAUUCGGCAUCUAACAACUAGACCCUUGACUGGCAUGAUUCUUCUAUUACGAAAUUUCUCUAAUAGUCGGAAUGCCGGCUCUCUAUAAAACCUUGACGAUGGACCCGGUAGAUGUUGGUGAUUCAGUCUCAUCAGUCUCGAUCAACUCUACAGCCUCUCUGAUACAGCUCAUCAUGUACUUUGUGUCUUCUGCCUUUCUUCUCGGCUCAUUCGUUCUUCAGAACGUCUUGGGCCGACCAACCUUCGAUGAGAGGAGUCUCUUACAAGAGAGACAGUCUUCGGUCGACUCCUUUAUCAAGUCUGAGAGCUCAAUUGCUAUUGAGCAACUCCUCUGCAAUAUCGGUUCCGAUGGCUGCAACUCCAAGAACGUAGCCACUGGUAUUGUCAUUGCUUCUCCAGACACACAGGAUCCUGACUACUUUUACACCUGGACUCGAGAUGCUGCUCUAGUCUUCAAGUACGUCGUUGAUAGGUUCAUCAACCAGUAUGAUGCUGGCUUGCAGAGGAAGAUCCAGGAGUACAUCGCCUCCCAAGCCAAGCUCCAGGGUGUUUCCAACCCUUCUGGGUCGCUUUCGGAUGGCUCAGGUCUGGGAGAGGCCAAGUUCAACGUCGACAUGAGUGCCUUCACUGGUGGUUGGGGUGAGUAUUCGUGUUUGGCGCCCCUGAAUGAGAACAGUUGACUAAAGGUUGUCAAGGUCGACCUCAGCGAGAUGGUCCAGCUCUGCGUGCGACUGCUAUGAUCACCUAUGCCAACUGGCUGAUUGCCAACGGCUACACCUCCACAGCCAAUGACAUUGUGUGGCCUGUUGUUCGCAACGACCUUAACUAUGUGGCUCAGUAUUGGAAUCAAACCGGAUUUGACUUGUGGGAGGAGGUCAAGGGUAGUUCGUUCUUCACAACUGGUUCCCAGUAUCGAGCUCUCAUUGAAGGCGCCGCUCUGGCCAAGAAGCUCGGCAAGUCGGGAGACAACUACUCCAACAUCGCUCCUCAGGCUCUCUGCUUCUUGCAGACUUACUGGAUCUCUUCUGGCAAAUACGUCGACUCUAACAUCAAUGUCAAUGACGGCCGCACUGGCAAGGACGCCAACAGUAUCCUGUCGUCCAUACACAAUUUCGACCCUGCUCUGAACUGUGAUCCCGCCACCUUCCAGCCAUGCAGUGACAAGGCCCUCGCCAACCACAAGGCGGUUACUGACUCUUUCCGCUCAUGGAACAUCAACAAGGGUAUCUCUCAAGGCUCAGCUGUCGCCGUUGGACGAUACGUCGAAGAUGUCUACUACAAUGGCAACCCCUGGUACCUCGCUACGCUUGCCGCGGCAGAGCAGCUCUACGAUGCCAUUUAUGUCUGGAAGCAGCAGGGAUCCAUCACUGUGUCGGACGUCUCUCUUUCGUUCUUCAAGGACCUCGUCUCUUCGGUCUCUACCGGAACAUACGCCAGUGACUCUGCCACCUUCAAGAGCAUCACUGACGCCGUCUCCAAGUAUGCUGAUGGGUAUGUUGCCAUCGUUGCAAAGUAUGUCGGCACAGAUGGCCACCUCGCAGAGCAGUUUGACAAGAACGACGGCCAUCCUCUUUCUGCCACAGACUUGACUUGGUCAUAUGCCGCAUUCCUCUCAGCUGCUGAUCGUCGAGCUGGUGUUAUUCCUCCCUCUUGGGCUGGAAGCGUGGCUGCUGUCCCCAACCAAUGCGGUACCAAUACUGUUGCUGGAUCCUACUCAUCGGCUACUGCAACUUCGUUCCCAGCAUCGCAAACACCCAAGGGUGGUGUGCCCACUCCAACUGGCACCCAGACUUCCACUUCCACUUCCACUUCCACUUCCAGCUCGUCCACUGGUACCAGUUGCCCUACUGCAACCUCUGUGGCUGUCACUUUCCAAGAAGUUGUCACCACCAACUUUGGUGAUACCAUCAAGAUCGUUGGCAACAUCGCUGCUCUCGGUAACUGGGACACAUCAAAGGCUGUUGCCCUGAGCGCCUCCGACUAUACCGCCUCGAACCCUGUGUGGAAGGCCACCAUUUCCCUAACUGCAGGACAGUCCAUCCAGUAUAAGUACAUCAAUGUUAAGAAGGACGGCUCUCUUACCUGGGAGAAGGACCCCAACCGCACCUACGCUGUUCCUAAGACAUGUGCCACAACGGCUACCAAGUCUGACAAGUGGCAGUCUUGAGAUGAUACUUUUUUUCUCUAUGCCUUGAGGGCUAUUUCGAUAGGUUGGUAGGCAGAGUUGAAUUAUGACUCAGAUUGUUACUUUGACUGGGCUGGGAGUAAAACCCAAUGAGUUUGAUGACGAAAAUGAAGGAUACGUGUUUGGAGAUAGCAAGUGUGAUAAUAACAUAUCUGUUUAUUGAGUCCCGUG